Puccinia triticina is the source of this 672-nucleotide messenger RNA. RefSeq lists its product as uncharacterized. Lineage: Eukaryota; Fungi; Basidiomycota; Pucciniomycetes; Pucciniales; Pucciniaceae. The transcript is spliced from 2 exons. The record is from RefSeq and is a predicted model, not a curated record. The coding region runs from base 1 to 672 and encodes 223 amino acids.
AUGACUGUUCUUCAUACACACAACUCCAAGAAUCUACCAACAAACGAACCUAUGCUCUUGGAUUUGGAAACAACGAUGGCCAACGAUUCCUUCACCAAUGAUCUCGAGUCGUCUGCCACUCAAACCCAAGACGGAGAAGCACUGGACCUGCAAGAUUUUCAGGCGAGAUUGGAAACAUCUAUCGGAAACAUCCAGGCUAUGGUCGACUCUUGGCUGCCCAAGGAACUGCAAACUAAGAGUGCCCUGCCUUCGGAAUCUGCUGCUCCUCUCGAUCUCAAUUUUUCGAGGCCUAGGAACUCCAAAUUGGGUCUAGGAUCCAGCGCACCGAAACAACCCCCCUCACGAUUAACGACUUCCAAACUCUAUAGUCAGCUGACGAAGAAGGCGAAGAACGAGGGCGAGGCUGGUAAGCCGGUAGGACAGAGCUCCGCAAUCAACCACAAGGAGGUUAGCGACGAAGAGGAAGACAGUCGGACGUCGACCUUGAGCAAGAAACGCCCCGCUCCUCCAUCGAACAACCCUUCUUCGUCGUUCUCCCUUCUCCAACAGCCCCCCAAGAAAGCCUGCAAACUCGCCGCCUCCUUGAAUCCUUCCUCCUCUCUCCACGAGGCUCAAAACCCACCAUCAAAACGCCGCAGAAACCGCAAAAAGAAAAAACCGAGCUCCGCCUGA